Messenger RNA from Diospyros lotus (date-plum), 686 nucleotides. Its product is annotated as signal peptidase complex subunit 1-like. Gene Ontology annotation, cellular component: signal peptidase complex; endoplasmic reticulum membrane. The coding region runs from base 195 to 470 and encodes 91 amino acids. NCBI's taxonomy places the organism in Eukaryota, Viridiplantae, Streptophyta, Magnoliopsida, Ericales, Ebenaceae. The transcript has 2 exons. The record is from RefSeq and is a predicted model, not a curated record. Gene Ontology annotation, biological process: protein targeting to ER.
CAAAAAGUAGUAUACAUAUAUACAUAUAUAUAUAUAUCGAGAGAUCGAGAGAGAGGAGGGGUGUCGCAUUCUGAAGAUACUGCAACUUCAUAUAAUUUCUUUCUUUCGGGCAGUGCGGCUACUUCGUUGAUCUGAGAUGAUUAGGUCUCUAUUAUGUAAUAGUUGGUACUCUCUCUCUCUCUCUCUCUCUCUAGAUGGAUUGGCAAGGGCAGAAGCUAGUGGAGCAGUUGAUGCAGAUUUUGCUGGUGGCUUCUGCUGUGGUGGCAUUUGCAACUGGGUAUGGGUUGGGCUCGUUCCAAACAAUGAUGCUUGUGUAUGCCGCUGGGGUGGUAAUCACCACUUUGAUCACUGUUCCCAAUUGGCCUUUCUUCAAUCGCCAUUCUCUCGAGUGGCUGGAUUCAAGCGAGGCUGAAAGGCAUCCGAAGCCACAAAUAGUGAAUUCUAGCUCAAAGAGGAAGGCUGCCAAGUAGUAGGUCGUCCUGUGAUUCUAAGCUAUUUUAGGUAUUUGAUGAUUUUGACUGCAUUGGAGAUUUGGAUCUGUGCCUUUCGGCUUAAUGGACCUAUUAGCAUUGCCUUAAGCCAUAGAACUUUAUACAAGAAUUUAAGGAUUUAAUCUCCUCAUUUUACUUGGCCUGAAACUCAUAUAUUUUAAGAAAUAUAUAUAUAUAUAUAUAUAUUUAGUUGCA